Molecule: messenger RNA, 1852 nt
Organism: Mucor mucedo
Lineage: Eukaryota; Fungi; Mucoromycota; Mucoromycetes; Mucorales; Mucoraceae
Exons: 4
Coding region: 31-1383 (450 amino acids)
Source: RefSeq, a predicted model, not a curated record
UUCCCUUCAUUUUUUUAUUCCUUUUUUAACAUGUCUGAUAAAAACAGAAAGUCCUCUCAAUUUAUACCUAGCUGGCCUAAUUCCCAUGCUCCAAAAGCUACACCCGAAAGUACGAAGACCUCCUCCAUUCAUGAGGAAUCUCUAGAACUUGUCUCAUUCAAUGACUUACAGCAGGGUGAACUGUAUAUCAUAAAAAUAAAAUUAAUUGCCAUUGCCUUAUUUCAAGGCUGGGACGAUGAAAUGUGUUGCUUCUCUAUUCUUCGUACAGAUUUAUUAGAAGACUUAAGAUGGUCCGAAGCCAGAUACUUGCCCGAAAAUUUUGACGCCUACCUUGCCUUCGAUUAUGCGGGAAAUCCGCCUAUUCAUCUUUGGACAAAGCAUUUGCGUGCGGUCAUUCCAAUCAAUUGGUUUAACAUUUUUGAAGAAGCCAGACAUAUGCAAAGGCAAUGGAACGUCACAUUCUGGGAUCCACCUUCCAUAGUAUCAGAAUCUAACAACAGACGAUUCUAUAACUUAAUCGAUACAACAGUACCAGAAAACGAUGAAGAGUCGGCUCUCGAUGAAGUUAUUCAUACUGAAACAAAGACCGAACAAAAUGAUGAUGAUCAGCAAUGCGAUGAAGAUGAUUAUCUUCAAGAUGGCACAGUGAUCGGGAACGAAGUGGCACUAAAAGAAAAUAGGUACUACACAUCUCAGCAGAAGGUAUUACCUGCAACUAGUUUAUUAUUAUCCGAAUCCCCGAUUAGUGAUGUGCCUGCCGAUAAAACUACUCCAGCCAUGCGGUUACAGAACCAAUAUAAUAUAAAGUCUGCUGUAACACAGCAACCGGAGAAAGAUCUAAAGCAAUUACAACAACAAAAACAACAACAACAACAACAAACAAAUGACAGCACUAUUGACAGUGCAUCAAUUGUAGUCAGACCAGAAAUAAAACAGAGAAGAUCAUUUACAUCAUUCUUUUUAAAAAAGAAAAAGUCAAAGAAAUCAUUAAAUGGUACCGAAGAUAGCACCACCAAAAAAGACACUAAAAGAAAAAGCGCUCCCACUACGCCAACUUUAAAUGAAAAACAUUAUACUAAGCCUUCUGCCAUUGAGUUAUCCGACACUUUUGAAAAGCUGACUCGAGAAUUAAGUAAGGAAAACAAAACACCGGUCCUUACAGCAAGUGCAAGUUCCAGCACCAAAAAUCAUGGAUCAUCAUCAUCAUCGCCAUCACCAAUACUAAAGACACCAAAAAAUGAAGAAGUAACCAAUGACGUCAAGGUUGAGCUAUUUGAUAUAGAUAGCUAUUUUGAUAUGCAAGCAACAUUUGCCUUCUUGAAUAGCUCCAAAACAGACACAUUUGCUCUAAUGGACAAUAAGAAAGCAUCAGUUACCAAUUAAUUUUUUGUUUUAAAAACGUUUAGAAACAUAACUUCAUUUGAAAUCAUUAUUCCCCUCAACUAUACAAUAAACAUAUGUAAUACUCAGCUCAUCAUAAAUCAUACAUAACUAAAACCGAUCGUCAUUUCUCCUUUCGUGUAAUUAAGAACUAACUGUACGAACACCUGUUACACAUAAUAUAGUGCCCCGUUUUCCUCUUCUAGGUGUACAUGUACAUGUGCAUUUUAUUGUGUUUGAUCAUUGAUCUCCAGUUUUUUUUUUUCGUUGCCGAUAACUCCAAAGUCAUACAAAAUUCGCUUUUAGUCUUCAGCUAAAAUAAACAAAAUCUUGUUUUGCAUACCGUUACACUUAAAUCAGAGUUAUUUGUUCACUGUUACGAAAAAAUCGUUCAAAAAUGAAAUGAAAAAUCGUUCAAAAUAAAAUAAAAUAUCAUUCAAGGAUGGAAAUAAAAAUGGGUAUAAAAAAAUUA